UGGGUGAAGCUGUCUGAGGUUGCUGUAAAGGGUGCUCAAUAUAACUCCCAUGAACAUCAGCCCCACCCAAAAUGUUUGCAAGGGACCCAGGAGGAUCUCCUCAAAUACAUUUAUGGAUUCCUGGAUGACACAGAGAAGAAUCACCUCAUUUGGCUGCAUGGCACAGCUGGCAUUGGAAAGUCUGCUGUUGCAUUCACAGUAGCUGAGAGGAUGAGAGGUAUAAAAGUGACUGAAGAGACAAACAUUGAAAAGCAGCUAGCAGGGAUGUUCUUUUUCUCGUGCAAGCACACCAAAUGCUGCACAGCUGGAUAUUUCUUCAUGAUGCUUGUCUACCAGUUUGCCACCAAUUUCCCCAGCAUCCAGAAGGAUGUGAACAGAACUAUCUGUGACAAUCCUGCUUUACUAGACCCAGACACACCUCUCUGUGACCAGAUGGAGGCUCUCUUUCUCCAGCCCCUCUGGAAACUUCAACUCAGAUUGCACAGAUGUCCACCUCUAUCAUUUGUGAUUGAUGUCCUUGAUGAA
Molecule: messenger RNA, 525 nt
Organism: Suillus subaureus
Lineage: Eukaryota; Fungi; Basidiomycota; Agaricomycetes; Boletales; Suillaceae
Exons: 1
Source: RefSeq, a predicted model, not a curated record